Molecule: messenger RNA, 916 nt
Organism: Aphanomyces astaci
Lineage: Eukaryota; Oomycota; Saprolegniomycetes; Saprolegniales; Verrucalvaceae
Exons: 2
Coding region: 110-763 (217 amino acids)
Biological process (GO): protein retention in ER lumen; endoplasmic reticulum to Golgi vesicle-mediated transport
Cellular component (GO): endoplasmic reticulum; membrane; cis-Golgi network
Molecular function (GO): ER lumen protein retrieval receptor activity
Source: RefSeq, a predicted model, not a curated record
CCUGUCCAGAAAUUCGGUGACACGUCAGCUUCGCCUACCAACGCCAUCUUCCGUCUCUGUCGCUUCCUCCUUCCGUCGCGCCGCCGCUCAUUUUGAACUUCCAAGCACCAUGAACAUCUUUCGACUGAUUGGUGACAUGACGCACUUGCUCAGCUUCCUCGUGAUGAUCCUGCGCCUCCAAGCCAGCCGGUCGGCAACUGGGAUCUCGCUCAAGAGCCAAGAGCUGUUCUUCCUCGUGUUCAUCACGCGGUACUUGGAUCUGUUCACGCACUACGUGUCGCUCUACAACACGAGCAUGAAGCUGCUGUACCUUGGUCUGUCGGGGGCCAUCGUGUACUUUAUUCGGUUCAAGGAGCCGUUCAAGUCGUCGUACGACAAGUCCAUCGACUCGUUCCUCCACUGGAAGUUCGCCGUGCUGCCGUGCGCGAUCCUUGCGUUGAUUUUCCACGAACGGCUCGAAGUCAUGGAGAUCCUCUGGACGUUCUCGUUGUACUUGGAAGCCGUGGCCAUAAUUCCCCAGCUCAUCCUCCUCCAGCGUCAUGGUGAAGUCGAAAACUUGACGUCCAACUACGUCGUGUUGCUUGGGAUCUAUCGCGCGUUCUACUUGAUCAACUGGAUCUACCGCGCCGCCACGGAAACGCAGUACCACACGAUUUGGCCCAUGUUCAUUGCCGGGCUUGUCCAGACCGGGCUGUACGUGGACUUCUUCUACUACUACGCCAUCAGCAAAUACUCUGGCAAGAAGAUGACGUUGCCCAAUUAAGCCGCACCAGCCCCACCCAUGCUCCAUGCUCGUAGCAAGCGACGUCCAUUUGUCCAUAUCAUGGCAUCACUUUAACGAUUGGUUUCUUUCAAUGUGUGUGCAUGAUGGCUACCUCUCGACAUUAGGCUAAUGUAGCACUUCAUAUUUCCAUCA